This is a messenger RNA of Perkinsus marinus ATCC 50983, 1563 nucleotides long. RefSeq lists its product as hypothetical. The record is from RefSeq and is a predicted model, not a curated record. The coding region runs from base 1 to 1563 and encodes 520 amino acids. Lineage: Eukaryota; Perkinsozoa; Perkinsida; Perkinsidae. The transcript has a single exon.
AUGGAGAACCUCCGUAGAUUCAAGGAAAAGAACCACCCGCUGCCGAAAGCUCCUAAGCAGCGUUGUGGGUUUGAGAUUCCACCUGAGUUCAGUCACGCUAUCAUCGGGCAAGAGGUUCGUCCUACACUUGUCUAUGACUCCGGUAAGGAUGACAAGGACCGAAUUCUCGUGUGGAGUGAUAAACUUUUGGUUUCUUCAUUAUUGUCUUGUAGUGCCGCUGUACAUAUUUCGGGUGAUGGUACUUUCAAAACUGCCCCUCUUCUAUGGGCCCAACAAUAUACUAUUCUGUUUCGUCAUGUAUCUGGACGUAUGGUCCCAAUCAUAUUCGCUUUGCUACCGAUCAAACUAAAAGGGACCUACAUAAAGUUCUUCACGGUUGUUCGUAGUACUCUCGGUGAAAAUAUCACCAGUUGUAUUUUCGACUUUGAGCAGAGCGCUGUUCUUGCCUUUCGGACUGUAUUUCCACGUGCUGAAAUUUGCCUCUGGCUCUUCCAUUUGGCCAGAAAUGUACUCGAUAAGUUUAAAGAGCUUGGAGUGAUACGUCGCGCGGCCCCCGACGUGAUGUCGACUAGGCGCAAGGCGUAUUACAAUCUGAUGGCCGUCGCCUUUCUGCCUGUGGAAAUCUUUCUCGAAGCGUGUUUCGCUUCUUGUGAUAUUCUCCCACAGGCUGAUAGCAACGCUGUUCUGUCGUAUUUUAUCGAGACUUAUGGUCUUAGCGGGAUUUUUCAGCCUUCGUGGUGGAACAAGUGGGAGAGAGUCAGGCUAGGUUUGCCUCGCACAAAUAACUCUCAAGAAGGAUUCCACCGUAAGUGGAAUGGCCUCUUUGCAGAGGAGGGUCAUCUAGUGAUAUGGAAGUGGAUAAAUGUCGUGCACCGGGUUAUCAACCAAGUUCGAGUAGAUGUUCUUCAGCUGGAUAAUGGGGCUCCGUUCAAGCGGCGUAAGGUUAAUCGAGAGAUGGAUGUUGCCUUGCAGCGACUAGUUCUGCAGCCGGUCAUCCCAGGUGCCCUGGACACUUGGUUUCAGAAUGCCAGAGGUGCUCUUCGGCGAGUCAUACCUUCGAUACCUGCUAGCAGUACUGCUCAGCCAGAUCAAUCAAGUGGGGACGGGCCUGUUUUCAUUGGGGACGCACUGGAUGAUGAGCACCCUGAUGCUGGGUACGAGGCAAUCAUACCACCUUUCGACGAGGAUAUCAUCACCCUGGACUUGACCGCCGACGACGUUCACACUGUACAGGGAACUCAACACCCUCUGGCAAAUGCGGUGAUUCCCACGGGCUCCGGAAUUGGGCAUGAAAUUGGGGAUGCCCCUGGUGGAACCCAGCCUUCUGAUGUCACUCGGCAAGCUCAUUCACAAACCCAGCAACAGCCGUCAUUAUCGACUGAGCCGCAGGCUUCGGCACCCGCUGAACCGAGUUCGCAAAAACGUGACCUGAGCAAUCUCGAUCUCGUCUCGCUGGUGGCCGACUAUCACUGUUCUCGCUCGAGGCUUCUCGUUCAAAAUCAAGCGGACCUUGAUCUCGUUCUCGAUUCUCGACUGGGCGCAAGCGGAAACACUCGCCAGUAA